AUGACAAUCUCAUACGAUGAGGAAUUCUCCUCAUUGAUGCUCCGAUGGCGAGGUUCAAUUUGGAAAGCUGUUCUUCAAGAUCUCAUCGGAUUCUAUGUCUUGUAUUAUAUUGUUUUGACGUCGCAAUACUAUUUAUUGGAUGAACAAGGGAAAGAAUAUUUUACGGGGUGGAUUACGUGGUGUGAAACUGGGUGCGGCUAUAUUCCACUGUCGUUUUUGUUGGGUUUCUUCGUUUCGGUUAUUGUCUCAAGAUGGUGAGGAGGGGAGGGGUUUGGAAAAAUAGGGUCAGAAAUUCGGAAAGAAACUUGAAAACUAGAAAUCCUUGUUCAAAUACAUUUUGAAAUGAAAUUCUGAACUGUGAGCUUAUGAAUUAAUUUACAUAGGCUCACAAUUCGAUUUUCAAAAUUCUGACUUGGAGUUCAGAAAUUUAAAGUCACUUAGUUUUUUAUCUAGAAUUUUUUUUCCUCAAACUUUUUAUUUCUGAAACCCAAAGUCAGUUUCCAGAUUUCUUAUCAAAAUCUUUUUUUUUCUGCCCAAAAUCAUAAAAUCGAACUUCAAGGUCAACAUUUGUUACCAAUUUGUAUUUAGUACAUACAUACUUGAAAUCAUUUUUCACACUAAUUUUGCUAACGAAUUCGCUGAUCUGGUUGAAGACAGAUAAACCUAUCCCGAACACGUGGCCUAGAAAACCAAAUUUCUUCCAGGUGGGAACAAUUUAAUUGGAUCUCAUGGCCCGACAAACUCAUGCUUAUGGUAGCCGCCUGUCUUCCGGGCAACGAAAAUUUGGCUGUUCGCCAAACAAUUGCUCGAUGGAGCACACUUCAAGCCGCAAUCGCUUGGGCUGGAAUUUCAGUUCGCACACUGAAAAGAUUUCCAACUGAACGACACAUGGUUGCUGCGAAAAUUAUGACCGAAGAGGAAUAUGAUUUGUAUAUGAGUACAGAUGCUCCGCAGGGAAAAUGGUUUGUGCCAACAAUUUGGAUUAUUAAUUUGAUCAAAAAGCAGAAACAGGAGGGAAAGAUUGAUUCGGUACAGAUGGACAUGUUAUUGAAGAUGGUGAGUUAAUUUUGAGAACAAAUAAGACUAGGGAUACAAAUUGAUGUGUGGAUUAACAGAAAAUUUGAGAUUUUCUAUAUCUUAUAAGCUAACCUCAGGCUUCUGAAAAUACUUCUGAUAUCAUUAUACAAAUCUUGUAUUCUGGAAAUUCUGUUUAACCCCAAAUUAUAAGUAUAGUCUAGUAUUGGAUUGUUUUUCUGACAUGAGAUAUAUAACCUUGAAAAAAACAUAUUGGUUUAAUUGGAAUUUGAUAUGAUUAGUGAAAUCGGGUACAAAUUAUUCGGUUUUGAAAAAAGUGGAAUACUGUGAAAUAAAACUAUUCUGUUUAACCCCAAUAAUCAUAACUUUUAGCCUAGAAGACUAAGCCCGGAAGCUUGAGCCUAGAACCCUCUUUUAUCCAUCCAACCGCCUAAUUUUUCUUCAGGUCUACAGUUACCGUGAUGGAUUCGCUAUGCUCUUUGUCUACGAUUGGAUAAAAAUCCCACUUGUCUACACCCAGGUCGUUGCCAUCGCCACCUAUGGAUACUUUUUCAUCUGUCUGAUCGGUCGUCAACCAAAACUCGAUCAAAAAUCAAUGGAAAAAGAGAUCACAAUUUUAUUCCCAAUCUUCACCACAUUCCAAAUGCUCUUUUAUUUGGGUUGGUUGAAAGUCGGACAAUAUUUGAUGAAUCCAUUCGGUGAAGAUGAUGAUGAUUUUGGUAAGCAUUUUUUGGGGUUUUUCUGCAAAACUUCUACCGAAUUUCCUGUUUGGGGCGGUGUAGGAAACAGCGAAAAAAUUUGAAGGUUAUUUGUUUUCAAUGUUAGCGGCGGGAAGUUGAUAAGUUAGAAGAACACAUUGAUUGUUGGUUAAUUUUUUGAUUGUAAUCAUGUUAUUUUAUUAUGUGUAUGUGUUUUGUUGUUUGACUGCUCGAAGAUUGAAUUAAUUUUUCACAUCGUUUUUGAAAUAAUUUCACUUCAUCAUAUUUUGAAACGUAUAAUUUUUGUAUUCUCUGGAAACUCAGGAAUCUGAACUUACUUAAGAUGGAAUAAAAUUUAGGUAGAGUUUUUGUCUGAGAACUUGAACAUUUUGUAGGAAGUUUUAAAAACUUCGCAAGACUCUAAAAAUAUCCCAAAAGUCCUCCGGAACUUUUCUUCAACCACAAUCCUUUCAAUAUUACAGAGCUCAACUAUGUUCUUGACCGUAAUACCGCCGUCGCCCACAUGAUGGCUACCGAACUUGCCGAUCAACUUCCAAGCAUCGGUGCUCCAUCACUCCCCACAAUCCCACACACCCGUGCUUCAUUCAAAAUCCAAGAUGUGAUUCCGAAAUCUCAUCUAGCUGGAUUUGAACUAACUGAGGGUGAUAUGAAAUUGAUCAAACCCGAAGAUUUUGCCGAACAGGAAAAAUUGCUGGAAGAAGAAAGACAGGCAAAUCGCCAAAGACUUGGGUCAUUGGUAAGAUCUAUGGAUCGCAAAAAUCGACGAACCACCAGUGAUGAUUAA
Messenger RNA from Caenorhabditis angaria, 2538 nucleotides. Lineage: Eukaryota; Metazoa; Nematoda; Chromadorea; Rhabditida; Rhabditidae. The record is from the annotation of a GenBank genome assembly.